AUGGGAGAAGCAGGAAUCACUAUUCCUUUUGGGUAGCCCUUAAAUAAAGACAAAAAACUGAUAGAAAUGCAAGAAGAAUUACUAUCCCACAUAAAUUAUGUGAAUGACUGUUUUGAUAAAGAAUUGCUGGCCAUAGGAAGUACGCAUAAUAAAAAUGGAAGAAGAAUUAUAUUAUCAUAAUAUAAAGUAGAUCCAAAUAUUUUUGGUUUUUCUGUAAAUACCUUUGAAUUGCGCAACCAUGUAAAUUUCUUGUCUUAGUAAUUUUACUAAAUUUGUGUAUCAGAACCUAUAUAUAAAAAUAAUAGUAAAUAUAAAUUAUAAUAAAGAAAAUUGCUAGCAGAAAGAAAUAGACUAAUCGCUUAUAAUGAAAAGGGUUAAACCUUUGGCAGAUUAAUUUGGCUUCAGAGAAAUAAUAAUAUAGAUUCUGUUAGUAAUCCUCUGCGUAGGAUUGAUUACUUGGGAUGCUGUCUAAUUACAAUUAAAUAUCUACCCAGAAAUAGGAGGAUCGAGUAUACAUUACUUAUUAUACUUACGAAUUAGCUUAAUAUUUGUGCUCUUUAUUUCAUAAUUGAUGUAUCACAAAUUAUAAAUUAGUUAUGUGACGAGGGCAAUAAAAUUAUAAUUUUAUUUAUCCUAUCUCUUUAGUUUGAUAAUUACUAUCCUAACUAUUCUGUGUUUGUACGGGUUUAAUAUUAUGAAAGAAAAAUAUGGUGACAUAAUAAUGCAAAUGGGAUAGUGUGGAGUGAUAUUAAUUGGAUGCUUUCUUUUAUGCAUUCACUUAUAUAAACUAGAAAUUAAUUUAUAGAGAAUAAGGGUAUUGUUGGGAGCUUAAUACUAAUCACCUCUGGGUUGCUUUUGA
Molecule: messenger RNA, 859 nt
Organism: Paramecium octaurelia
Lineage: Eukaryota; Ciliophora; Oligohymenophorea; Peniculida; Parameciidae
Source: the annotation of a GenBank genome assembly